This is a messenger RNA of Stylophora pistillata, 1584 nucleotides long. RefSeq lists its product as uncharacterized. Gene Ontology annotation, biological process: protein polyubiquitination; proteasome-mediated ubiquitin-dependent protein catabolic process. Gene Ontology annotation, molecular function: ubiquitin protein ligase activity; protein binding. The record is from RefSeq and is a predicted model, not a curated record. NCBI's taxonomy places the organism in Eukaryota, Metazoa, Cnidaria, Anthozoa, Scleractinia, Pocilloporidae.
GAAGGCCUGAAAAUAUCUGACCGCAUUCUGGCCAUGAAGUAUCGAGUUAUGGCGACCAUAUUAGAGACAGUAGACAAUCCUGGUGUCGCCGUGACGCCAUGCGGAGUGUGUGUAAAGGAAUUAAACUGUCUGCCUGCAGUGCAAAAUAGCUUUGAUGUUCAGCUCAAGAAAGGCAUCCAGGUAGUAAGAGGCUUUUUCGGUCAAGAGGAAAGAAGGCAAAUUAUCUUCAGUGUCUGUCACGUGAAUCGUGUCAUCUACGAUGUCACGCGAACGAUUGGUGAACACGCACACUUUUUGAGCUGGCCUCCUAUUGAUACUGGAGGACACAAAAUCAACCCAUUGUACGACCCAAGAAUAACUAAAGUACUGCUUAAAUAUGGCAUGGAGCACCGUUGUGUUCCACCAUUAUUAUUUGAUCAGAAGGGCGAAGAGGAGCACAAGCUGAAGUGGCCGAUUGGCAUCGCUACAAACUCCGGCGGAGAAUUCAUUGUCGGAGAUUACUAUGAUGGUUGUGUGAAGGUGUUUGACAGCAGCGGCAAGUUUGUGAAUCAUUUCAGUCUCCCUAACGAUGAUGUAAAUACAGAGUUAUAUAUUUACGAUGUCGCCACAGACACGGACGACAACAUCUUUGUACUGACCCUUCUGAGGAGCUUGGCAGAGCUUUCGAGACCUAGAUCUUGGUGGAUUUAUAAACUUACGAAAACCGGUGACCCGUAUCACAGGUUUCGUCUGAGGAGAGAGGGCUGGGUCGAGUACAAAGUACUGUCAGUGACUGACACGGGAAAAGUACUGACAGGAGGAAGGAUCAUGACAACAGAAGAGACGAGAGUAAUGGAGCUGCAGGAUAAGGUGACAAGAACAAAAACAUUAAAGCCAGGAAGAAGGAUGAUGACAGUAGGAAGGAUCAUGACAGGAGGAAUGGAGCCUAAGGUGGAGGAGUAUGACACUAAUGGAAAGUUUGUUCGCAGUUUUGGCAAAGGAAUAUUGGUGAGUGCGUGGGAUUUCACUGUCGCUACUGAUGGCCAUGUUAUGGUAGUGGACAGAGAUGAUUCCUGUGUUCACAUAUUCAGUGAACACGGUGAACAUCUUAACAAAUUUAAACUGCAAAGAAAUGACUGUUACUACACGAGCAUUGCAUUUCACCGAACAGGUGAACAUGUCGUCAUCGCUGGUGCUAGAGAAGAGAAGAAACUCCUGCAGGUUGAGAUAUACAGCAAAGAUGGUGAGUUUGUGCGUAGCUGUGUAGAAAUCCAAAUUGAUGAGAGCUUUUCCGUAAUAGGGAUUACAGUGACUACUGAGGGACGCAUUGCUGUUGUUGUAGAUACUUAUAGAAGUCAGAAGGUAUUAGUUUUUUAAACUGCUCUUUUUGAUGUUUUUCUGUUGUUGGGAUUGUGUAGGGACUUAAUUUAGGGUAAGCAUCAAAACUCUCCAUCACGGCUCUUAUUCGCUGCUUAUUCUCUUAGCUACUAUCAGCGUCAAGAUUUGUUUACACAUGAUGUUUGAGAAGAGUUAUGAGGAGAAAAACAGUCCUGUUUCUACCACACUCGAAAUUAUUAACAGACCCCUCCUCCAUUCAAUGUUUGC